AUGAACCCGCGAGGCGGCGCCAACGUGUCGGAGUUGAUCUCUGAAGCCGUCAGAGCUGCGGCCGCCGCCUCUCUGGAGUCCGACGCGUGGUCUCUGCGUGGAUCGGAGGAGAGCGCUCCGCCGAUCAACAACGCCUCAAACUCGGGGUGUCCCUUGUUGGGGAACUGGUCUUACCGGAACGUCGGAGGAGUUUACGGCGAGCAGCAGGCCGGCAGGAUGUACGGACCUCCGUGUCCUCGCCGAGACGUGGCCGUGGAGAAGAACUGGGCUGCGCUGCUGAUCCUACUCGUCAUCGCCGUCACCGUUUUGGGCAACAUCCUGGUUAUCCUGGCCGUCUCUCUGGAGAAGAAGCUGCAGAACGCCACCAACUACUUCCUGAUGUCCCUGGCGGUCGCUGACAUGCUCCUAGGCAUCCUGGUUAUGCCCGUCUCCAUGGUGACCAUUCUCUACGAUUAUGGGUGGCCCCUGCCCUCUGACCUCUGUCCCAUCUGGAUCUACCUGGACGUCCUGUUCUCCACCGCGUCCAUCAUGCACCUCUGCGCCAUCUCUCUGGAUCGGUACAUCGGCAUACGCAACCCGAUCCACCACAGCCGCUUCAACUCGCACACCAAGGCCCGCCUCAAGAUCAUGGCUGUGUGGACCAUAUCAGUGGGGAUCUCGAUGCCGAUCCCGGUGCUGGGCCUCCGAGACCACUCCAAGGUCUUCAAAGACGGCAGCUGCCUGCUGACCGAUAACAACUUCGUGGUGGUCGGCUCCUUCGUGGCCUUCUUCGUGCCCCUCACCAUCAUGCUCGUCACGUACUUCCUGACCAUCAGCGCGCUGCAGAACGAGGCCACGCUCUGCCUGGACCAGCUCGUCCCCCGGCCGAAGUGGAGCACCACGUUCGCUCCGACGCAGACCUCGCUGUCGUCCGAGAAACUCUUCCGGCGCUCGAUAAGCCGCGAAGCCGGCGGCAGAGGAAGCGCAAGCGGCAGCGUGUCGGGCUCGCUGUUCGGGCGCCGAACCAUGCAGUCCAUAAGCAACGAGCAGAAGGCCUCCAAGGUCCUCGGCGUGGUGUUCUUUCUCUUCGUGGUCAUGUGGUGCCCGUUUUUCGUCACCAACGUGCUCGUGGUGGUGUGCGACCCGGCGGUGUGCGACGCGGGACUCAUGGGCGGCCUGCUCAACAUUUUCGUGUGGGUCGGGUACUUGUCGUCGGCGGUGAAUCCGCUCGUCUACACGCUGUUCAACAAAACGUACCGGGCGGCGUUCCUGCGCUACGUUCGCUGCCGGUUCCACCCGGAGAGGAAGCGGCUUCGGCUGAUCCUGGUGAACACCAUACCGCCGAUGGCGUACAGCUCGACCCGGCUGCCCCUGGCCAACAUCGCCGAGUUACAGAACGGAGUGGCGCACGGCAGCGGCGACGGGAAGGGCCGCGCUUUGCCCGGACGCGAAACGGAGGGGCGCACGUCCGACAAAAGUCACGGAGACAAGGACGAGAGCUGCGUGUGA
This is a messenger RNA of Perca flavescens (yellow perch), 1488 nucleotides long. Its product is annotated as 5-hydroxytryptamine receptor 2A-like. The record is from RefSeq and is a predicted model, not a curated record. Bases 1 to 1488 code for a protein of 495 amino acids. Gene Ontology annotation, biological process: G protein-coupled receptor signaling pathway, coupled to cyclic nucleotide second messenger; serotonin receptor signaling pathway; chemical synaptic transmission. The transcript has 3 exons. NCBI's taxonomy places the organism in Eukaryota, Metazoa, Chordata, Actinopteri, Perciformes, Percidae. Gene Ontology annotation, molecular function: G protein-coupled serotonin receptor activity; neurotransmitter receptor activity. Gene Ontology annotation, cellular component: dendrite; plasma membrane.